UUGUUGAGAUUCAAUUGGCACAUGCGCAUUUGCGCCGUCUAGAGCUACAGCUAUGAACAAACUGUUGGGAGAAUGUAUUAACGUUUACUGACAAAGGAUGGAUUUCAGCAAACAAAGAAAGGCACGCAACUACAGACAACAAACAUAGGUUUACGAUGUUUCAGAGUCCACAAUGACCGCAGGUCCAGAACACCGCUCCGUGUUUGAGUACUGUCUUCAAGAGUCUGCUCUACAGGAGGUCAGAGAAGUUACCAGUGUUCAUGAGCCUCCUGUACACACCAAGAAUCCAUCACACAGUCAUGGAGUGACUGUGUGCCCCAAGGAGGAUCUCCAGGAUGAUAAACAGCCAGAGAGCAGCCUGGGUAGAGAUGUGUCUGACAGGAUGGUGUGCUCGGCCUGCCAGUGCCCCUUCGACACCCGGGAGGAGCAGAUGGAGCACUACAAGCUUGACUGGCACCGUUUCAACCUGAGGCAGAGACCAUCUGGUAAAACACCAGCCACAGUGGAGGAGUUUGAGAGAAAGACCAGUGGAGGAGACAUGUCUAGCAUCUCAGGUUCUGACUCGGAGGAUGAGGAACCAGACAGUGACUGGGUUGUAGAGAACACCGAGGCUGCUCCUCUACAGAAGGACCACGGUGUUCUAGAAGCGGGAUCCUUCGGUCGCCUCUCCAACCGGGUCGUGUUCCAGAACUGUCAGGGGCAGUACCUGGCUGUCUACCGCUGUGUUCUGCAGAGCAAGUCUGCCAUAGAGGAAGACCUGGUGGCCUCUCUACAAAGUCUCAGUAACAAGACUAUGUGGGUCAUUCUGAUGGCAGGUGGUGGACACUUCGCUGGAGCCGUGUUUCAAGGGAGAGAGGUGUUGCAGCACAAGACGUUCCAUCGGUACACUGUGAGAGCCAAGCGGGGGACAGCCCAGGGUCUGAGAGAUGCUAAGAACAGCAGUCAUGCUCCUAAAUCAGCCGGAGCUGCCCUGAGGCGAUACAACGAAUCUGCGCUCGUCAAGGAGAUCCAGGACUUACUGGAGAGCUGGUCUGACCACCUGACUGACGCCAGUGCCAUCUUCCUGCGGGCGCCCAGCCAUAACAAAACCCUGUUCUUGGGGGGUAAAGCGGCUCCGCUGGUGAAGAAGGACCCUCGGAUCAGAACACUGCCCUUCCCCACACGCAGAGCCACCUUCAGGGAGAUAAAGAGAGUACACGAUAUCCUCUCCACUCUAAAUAUAUAUGGUAAAGACACUGACAUCUCCGACAUCCUGAGUCCCUCUAACAAAGUGUGGAAGAAGGCACGUACACCUGUGGCUCAGCCAGAACCUUCCCAGGAGACAACGGCACCCUUAGUGGAGGAGGAGGAGAGUUCAGGAGAGGAGCUGGAGACGGUGGAGGUGACUCUGGGAACUCUGGACCUCCGGGAGCAUGAGAUCUACCCUGCCAGGAGGAAGAAGAGGAGACGCAGGACAGAGGACAGAGGUCUAAGUAACAGGGAAGCUGUGGGGUCUCCUGCUGCUCCUGAAGACAGUAACCAGGAGAGAGGAGGAGAGAAAAACCAGGGGAGGAGGAAACCCAAGGGGAAGAAGAUGAUACAACAUGAAGAGGAGGAGCCUGAUGAGUCCUGGGACUAUGGCCUGAGGGAUGCUCUCUACACCGCCUGUAAGACUGGAGACCUGGACACCCUCAUCAGACUGUUACCAGUGAGGAGGGGAGAGCAGGGUGGAGAGGAGGGGGACCAGGAUGGACAGAGAAAGGACCAGGAUGGACAGAGAGAGGACCAGGAUGGACAGAGAGAGGACCAGGAUGGACAGAGAGAGGACCAGGGAGACCGGGAUGGACAGAGGGAGGACCAGGGUGCAAAGCAAGAGGGAGAGAAGAAUCAGGGAGAGGUGAAGGAGAGCUGCUCUUCCAAGGCCCCUGCAGCCCAGAGUCCACUAGCCCUACUCAACCAGCCCAAAGACCCUGCAGCCCAGAGUCCACUAGCCCUACUCAACCAGCCCAUAGACUCCUCAGGCUUCACUCUGCUUCACGUGGCCUCCGCAGCAGGGCAGAAAGGAGUGGUCCAGCUGCUGAUGGAUGCAGGCAGCGACCCGGCAUGCAAAGAUCUGACCUGCCAGACUCCCUACAUCGUUGCUCCUGACAAGGACACCAGGAAUGUGUUUAGGAAGUACAUGGCUGAUCACCCUGACAAAUACAACUACAGCAAGGCUCUGGUUCCUGGUCCGCUGACGGCCGAGUUGGAGUCCAAGAAGACGGAGAAGAAAAGGGCUCAGAAAGCGGCCAAGAAAACGAGGGAGAAAGAACAGAAAGAACAGAGGAAGAGACUAGAGAUGGAGGCUGAGGAGAAGAGAAGAUUUGCCUCCUUAAGCGAUCGAGAGAAGAGAGCACAGGCUGCAGAGAAGAGGUUGGCAGAGCAUCAGGCCUCAACAGGGGGAGACCUUUCAAACACCAGGCGGUGUUGGCAGUGUGGGGAGUCCCUGGUGGGAAAGGUUCCGUUUCAGUACCUAGACUUCAGCUUCUGCACCCCUCGCUGUGUCCAGGAGCACCGCAAGGCUAAUGUGGCUAACAGGAGCAGGGCAGGAAACUGACUUUCACUUUCACAACCCUACCAUACUGUUGCCACUUCACUAUAGAAGCCUCAGGCCUACUAAUCUAUUGGUUGGUGGGGACAGAGCACGCAGACCCAGAGACCGAACUGAACCAAGCCACAGACCUCAGUCAAUCUGCAGGGCCCAGUGAUCUUGAUGUUGCCCAUCUGAUAGGAUUAAAAUGCACAGAAAUAGAAUUAAUGUAACAUAUGAAUGGGGACUCCUGUUCUAUUCAUUAUAUUUCUAUGCAUUUAAUCCCAUCAAAUAGACCAAAAUCCAGAUGGAUAACUUUAGAUGAACUCCGAGAUGAGCAGGCUUUGUUACGAUUCAGUUUAACUCAGAAGAUCUGCCUUGUAGCACCGUUGGAAAUCUGAAAGGUAAUUUUCCGAUUUGAGCCUUGAACAUGCAGCGUUUACCGUGAAAGCUGGUUGCCUUUUUAAAUGGAGCUGAUCGUUUCAGGAAAGGAGGCAGAGCUGGGGUCUGAACCGGGUGAACUGGUGUCAAAUGAAAUCACUGUUGGUGUGGAAUGGAAUAAUAAACCAUAUUAAUUCAGCUGAACAUGUGAUGAUGAAACUGUUUAUUCAUGUACACAGUGUUUUUAUGAAAUAGGUAAAUAGUAACGUGCCAAAACAUACAGUAUCUGACAGAAGCACAGCAACUCAUGUUAUUAAAUCAUGUCAAAACAAUGA
This is a messenger RNA of Oncorhynchus tshawytscha (Chinook salmon), 3264 nucleotides long. RefSeq names its product ankyrin repeat and zinc finger peptidyl tRNA hydrolase 1 (gene ankzf1). Lineage: Eukaryota; Metazoa; Chordata; Actinopteri; Salmoniformes; Salmonidae. The coding region runs from base 173 to 2575 and encodes 800 amino acids. The record is from RefSeq and is a predicted model, not a curated record. The transcript is spliced from 15 exons. Gene Ontology annotation, molecular function: protein binding.